GGUCAGUUUACUCAUAAUAAUACAUACAUGAAAAUAUCAGUGCGAAAUCUGCUAAAGUGCUGUCAAUUCACAAAAAGCUCCACUCAGGUUCCUGGUGAAGAUAAGAGGCGAGUGUUGACCAAGAGCCACUUGUUGACUCUCCAUACAGUGUUUGUCAGUUGUGUUCUAAUGAAGAGGGUGGCACUCCAGAGUUAUUUAUGUCUCCCACAGGGGCAUCCACUCAUUACUGCCCCCACACCCACAAUCUCCCACAGUAACAACACGGCUUCUGGAAAUCAGGCGUUUCACCUCCAUCGGACCCCGCGGGCUCCUCCGCUGGCCUGGACACCGGUCUGCUUUGCUGAUAGUUAGCUCCCGCUGCUAAUGGCGAAGAGUUAGCCGUCCAGAUUUAUAAAUAGUUAAGAGGCUGUUUGUUUCAUCCGUCUGACACUCGACACCAGAGGAUCUCGCAGAGCCGCCUGCGAGAGCGAGCGUCAUUCUGUCCCCUGUGGUAGUCGCUCUAGCGGAGACCGCUCCUCCGUUUGUUCUGGUCUCCAGCUCCAGGUUUCGCUACCUGGCCCUGGUCAGAGGAUCAAAGACCUGACGAGGACUAUACAACAGUUGUUUUGCUUUGGGAGUUUUUUAGGAGAAACAGCCCGAGGCGUCAGAGAGGUGUUGUUGGGGUGACAGGGCGGGAUCAGAGAAGCACGGCCCUUUUGGGGAAACAGAGCCUGGGAAUUUACAGUGAGGCCCAAGAUAUGGAUAUCAAAAGUGGGAGGAGAACAACUUUGAGGACUUGUUGGAUGGAUGUCAACUAAAAGGCACGAUGCCUUAGAAGCUCCUGGCUGCACAACAUCCGGACCAGGGGCCCAAAACUCAGUCCUGCAGCUCCGGCAGCGGGCAGAGUGUGUAAUUUUGAGGUCUGUGUAUGCAUGAAUGAACAAACAACUGAGGCCAGAGCUCUUUUUUAGUGAGCCCGCAUCAUGACCUCGGUUGAGAAGCGUCGCUCCAGCCGCAAAAGCGGCGGGCACCGAAAGCACAGCGACGGAGGCUACAGCGACACGUCCAGCGGAGGGUCCUUCCUGGAUGAGACUGACCGAGAAGUCAGCAAUCUGACAGAUCGAGCAUUUAGGAGUCUCUGCAUUGGCGACGAGGCUGUUUAUAAUGACUCUGACCUCUGUUCGUCAUCGCCCUGUUUCCAGAGAGACAGACAGCUGGCCUUUGGCCAGAGUGGCCUGGCCAGAGACCGAGAGGACAGGGAGGAACUCAAAAGAGCCGCACACGAGAGCUUCAGCCUCAGGGUGCAGCACUAUGGACAGGACUGGCUCCAUGGAGGAAUGUUUGGGGCUGACAUCCAUAGAGAUCCACAGUGGGAGGUUUACGGGCAAAACACACAAGGGAGGAUUUCUGCCACAUUCCAGCACUCCUUUAUGGAAACCUCUCAACAGGAGAAAUCUCUGAGAGAAGAGCACCUGUCCUUCCUCAAUGGAGCCACUGAGCUGAGUUUACAGCAGCGUAGAAGCCGCUCCAGAGUGUCCUCUCUCAUCAGAGCGUUUAACUCUGAGGGACAAAGGGACGGAUCAGGAACGGACACUAAACUCAGAGAGUGGAACGAUGAGACGUGCUGGGACAAAUCAGCUCUGAUGAGCAUCCAAAGAGAACUUUCUGAAUUCUCAUACCAGCAAAACUUUAACAACGGUCAUUUCCCCUCCGCUGGUCCAUUCGCAUCCAGAGACUCCAACUGCUACUCUUCUGAGGUAGCAGCAGUCACUCACCAGCAUUCUGAUGCCUCUUUUAUGAGAUCGUCUCACAGUGCACAAAGCCUGUCUGCACAGGUCAACUGUAACUCCAACUUCUUCAUACACAGCGAGUACAGUCCCUUUAAACUUUGGAGGGACCAUAACAGGUUUCCAUUCAGGCAGGGAGAAGUCUCAGGGUUUAUGCCUCGUUCAGAGUUCCCUAAAUGGUACGAGACACCAAUGUACAAGGAGCUUUCACUUGAAACCGAUACACGAGGUCCGUACAGGUUCGCUGAAAGGGGCGUCAACCAUCCCAGGAACAAUUUGGCAAAUGUAAUACAGCCCAGUCCUCCUCGCUCAACAUCGACAUCCACAGUGUUGCAGAAAACGUUGGCCGUGGAGAAGCGCUGUGAGUCAGAGCUGGCGAGCCAUUACCCCCACAGGAAGCGAGCGCAGAGCCUAGGAAAUAACAGGCUACCAUCCCAGCGUCCGUCAACAGCGUCUCCUACAACUGAGAUGUCUCAACGUGUCCGGGACACCAUCCGCUCUGCCGAAGCCCUCAGGCAAAAGAUCCAGAUGAUAACUGAACAAAAUAUGGCAGAAGGGUUUGCAGCAAAUCAACAAGAAGUGAUCGUUAACAAUGAUCGUUUAGUUCCCUUUGGUAACGCCUUCGUAGCAGAGCCGCCAAAUGUCUCCCCUCAACCCAUAGAACAUCCCCCAGUGCGAGCUGAGAGCAGGGGAGCCACUCCAGAUGCUAGGAUGUCCAGCUACAAAUCCAGAGCCACAAGCCUUCUCUUUAAUCUCAAAGACAACAGGAAAAGAGUAAAAAGCACCUACAGCCCUACUAAAUUUAAAGGUUUAGAUGCCCAGGAGAAACACAAACAGUUUGUCCAGGAGCCCAGAGACACCGUGAUAGACAUCCCUGAUUUUCCAGAUUCAGACAUUCAGUUUCCCAAUAUAGAGGAAGCAAGCAGGACAAAUGUGGCCUUCCAUCAACAUGUCAACCAGUAUCAUAGCACAGCGUUGUCUCAUACAACACUAAAUAGUCAACCUGCAACAGCAUAUACAGGGCACAGUCUAGAUUACACUUUAAAUAAUUACCAGGCCGCACAGACACAAGGUGAGAUAGUUCAUCAUACUGGGUUCGCUGACUUCAUAUCUAAAAAUGACACUAGCUAUCAUCUGGUUAAUGGACAGAACCUUCAAGACUCAUUUUCAUUUGCUCCCUAUAACCAAGCUAUUAUAGAUCAUCCUGCCCACAAAACUUCUUAUAUGCAAAAGCUAAACACCGGUAACAAUCAAAUCAGAGAUUAUUCAAUAAGUGAGUCAAAUACUGAACAAUGUUUUAAUGAAAAAGUGGGCAGGGAAUUUACAAAGGUGGAGAGAUAUCAGCAGCUUAAAGACAACAAACACGAUUACAGUAAUGUGUCUCUGCAGGAUAGAUGGAGACCAACAAACAGCCAAGACACGGAAAAGCUCAGUCUAAAAGCAGACACCUCUCCAUGGAAACAAGAGAUAACAGCUCUACCAGAAAGAGACCAAUGUGCUCAGACUUCGCAAAGAGCAGCUGCGAUAAAAGAGGAAAGAAAUUUAUCAAGAGACACAUACAGAAGAGAAAAUCAGCAAAGUUUAAAUAAAGAACUCAAGAAGCCAGAGUUGGGGGAGAGCUUUGGUGCAGCAGCAUCUCAUCAAACGAAUGCAUCGGAAAAUUCCAACAAGGCCAACCAACUACCACAAUAUGCUUCAUUCAGUAAUAUUGUUAAAGAAAGAGAAGCAACUUAUGGACAACAGCCACGUGGAGCAUCUAGUGAUAAAAACAUACUUAAAACACAUUACAGGAACACAGAGGACAAUGAAAUAAAAGAAAAUGACCUGACACAGAGUCUUAAUAGACACAAUCCGUAUAGUCAUGGAGACACAGCUAUGUUAAUGCAAGAAACAGCUCUAAAGAAUCAAUCUAAACAUCCUUUGGAAAUCCCAAAGGUGCAAGAACCUAAAUUACAGCUUCAGCAUCAUCUGCAGAACAACUUGUGGUCCCAGCCCGACAGGGUCUCUGUACCUACACUGACAAACCAGGUGAAGGAGCAAGGGAUUGUUGAGGUCAAGGCUGCAGAAUAUAUAAAAGCACAACACGCCCAAGCACAGCUGGCAAAAGCGCAGCCCCUGGCUCAAGUGGAGUCUGCUAGGUUAAUUUUAGCAGGGCAUACUAGUUCAGAGAAAGCCAGGGCAGAAAAGGCCAACGCAGACCUGCCAAACAAUAAGAGAAUAGAACCGUCUACAGCAGAUCAAAUUAAAGAGCAGAAAGUUGAGGACAAAGGAAAAGUCAAAGAAAGACAGUUAGAGACAGCGAGAGUUAGGAGGGUAACAGACGAACCAAGGAUUAGAACAAAGGAAGCGGGAGCUGUGCACUUAAAAGAGGAGGAGGGUGAGCAGGUGAAAGCAGAACAAGCUAAGGUGGAGAAAACUGAACUGGUAAAAAGAGAGACUGAGCAGGCGAGAGAACAGCAAACGCCUCUAAGAGACAGGAUCAGAGCAAAGCAAGGCGACCAGGAAGAGGUGAGAACAGAGCAAGUUGAAAGAGAGCACAAAGAAGAAGAGCAAAUUAAAACAGAAAAGGUUAAAGCAGCUGGUGAGAAAGCAGAACGGGCUAAAGAAGAACAGAUGGAGAAGCAACAAACUAAAGCAGAACAACAAAAAGUGAAUGUAGUGGAAAAGGCCAAAGAGAAAAAUAAAGAUUUAACUGAUGUGGGUCAAGCGAAUGCAGAGCAGCCUACAGCACAGACAAGCAAAGUGAAAGGGGCAGCGGUUGAGAACAGAGCAAGAGAGCAAGUGAAGCUUUUGGAAAAAUGGACGACACCUGCAGCCAAACUGACAAUGACACAACACGUCAAAAUAGAGCCAGAUAAAGUUGAGCAAGUCAAGUCAGAGUUAGCUAAAGCGAAAGCAGAGCUGGCAAAAAUAAAGGAAAAGAUGAAAGGAGAGCAAAAAGAGAAAGACAGAAGCAUCAACAGCACAAAGGAGGAUAACGUUAAGAUUAGAGACGUCGGUUUAGGGGUUAAUAGCAAUAAAACAAAUGAUUACAGCGUAAAAGAUAAAACAACACAAGGGAAUCAACAGAGGGAAAAUAAAAUUGUUAGAGGUGCUGAUGAUUAUGAGCGUCUGAGAGAGAAAUACGGUUUCACGAAUGCAGUAUCAACAAACAUAAACACAGUGUCAACUGUGGGAAAUCACUUGUUACAUAAUGCCAAAGAAACACCUGCUUUGUCUCUUGACAAAAUUGAAACAAUGAAUACAGAGAAACCGAAACCUGAACAUAGUCCAACAGCCAGGAUAGAAAACAUAGGGGUGACAGAUAGUCACUAUGUUUAUAGUGAGUCAUCUAAAGAAUUCAAGUUGACCAGUGCUGUAGAUAGCAGGGCAAACAGUGACACUGUUGCUGAUAAAAGUAGGGAUCAUAGCCAAGAUAAGUUGGAAAACUGUGAAUCUGCAAAACAAACUGAUCCUCAGCAAAGAGACCCUGAUUUGAACAAAAAUCCCACCCUUGAAAGGAAACCUAAGUCAGCAGAACAAUGUUUAGCUCCACCAAAGGACUCAUGUUACACCCCUCCCAGAGCUUUGUCACAUAAAGAGAAGGUGCAAACCAAGCAGGAGAUUCUGACCUCCAGGAUAAAGGCCCACGCUGAAAAAGAGAUAUCAGCCAUUAAAGAAAAGGGUUUAGCAAUGCGAGAUGGAAUAAUAGGCAAAAACUCCAACAAGCAAGUAGCAACUGGUCAGAGUAUACGACAGAGGCCAGCACCACACGACGUGUCUAAAAAGCAGGGAAGCACAGCGUCCAGUAACAUUACACCACAGCACCAGAUGGAGCCUUUAGGAAUACAGAUGGCACCAGCUGAGGCCGUUUCACCUCUCAGCCCUGCACCAGUUACAUCAGCUUCAAGCACCAGUCAGCUGGUAGACCAUUCACAGAAACAAGCUCCCAAAGAACCAGAAAAGGCCAUUGGCUUUGUGCUAGAACCACACGUGGAAGUAGAGCAAACGCAAAUUUGUGCAAUGAGCCUCAUUGAGACUCAAAAGGAAGAAAAACAGGGAGCAAAUCCUGAAGAACACUUUGGGCAGAAAGAGACACUUAAAGACAGACCCAUUAUAAACACUAGUUAUCGCAAUAAGAAUAAAGAAAAUCCACAAAAGGAGGAGAAUAAACAAGAAGCAAGUGACUCGGCACCUUCAUUAAAUGUGUCAUUUGGUCAGAACGAAGGCUCUGUGGCUGAUGACAACCUACAGAUCAUGGGUAUAAGGGUAAUGGUACGAGAGAGAAAGACCUCUCUGAAAGAAACUCCAGCGGAUAACAGCACUCAGGAACAAAUGGAAGCAGAAGGGAGCAAGUGCUGUGAUUCAGAUCUAAAUAAGAGCCAUCCCAGUUUGAAUUCAGAAGUCUGUAAAGAAAAAUCCUCUUCAUUGGAAAUGGUCACGGCAAAGACAAAAGACUUGGUCAUACAGGAAGCUCAUUUAACAGCAAGGAAAGAGCCAAUGAUUGUUGCUAUGAAUAUGAAAGAAACAAUGCUCAGAGAUAACAAUGAAAUAAUAAAUAACACUGAAGGGAAUGACCAUAAAGCCUUUGGUGAAUCUGUGCCAAAACAAAAUUUUCAGCUACCAGUAAAAGAGGAUACUGGACCCUUACUGGGGCAAAAGGUGCUUGACUCACCAGCAACAAAGCAAGUCAACACAAGUCCAUCCAUCAGUUUAAAUGAAAAUACACAUGUAUUACCAAAAUUACAGUACACAGGGACAAACAUUGAAGAAAAUAAUGAAGUGGACGAUGAGGUGCACAUUGACAGCAUCGCCAUCAGAGUUUUGCCGGCAGUGACCGGCAAGCACAACCUGAAAACUGUACCUGCUGCUACUGAUGUUGCUAAUGAACAUAAACAAGAAAAAGCCAUUAAUUCAAACGUUGAAGACAAAACUGAACACCUCACCCCAACAAACACAGAAAAGGUCAUGCAGGACAGUUUGGAAGACAAAUCAGGUGUGCAAUAUGUGCUGUCCUCUGUGAGGAAACUGUCACAGUCACAGAAAACCAGCAAUCAACAAGACAGAAUGUAUACAAUCAGCGUGAAAAAUCAAAUUGAGGAAGAAAAUCCUGAAAAACUAAAGAAAUCAGUGGAUGAAUCAAAGUUCAAAAAUAUAGAGGGUAAUUAUUUUCAAGUGCAAGGGUUAAAAGAUACAUAUAAUAGAAAAGAUGAUAUCCCAGAUGGUGCUUUAAAGACUAAGAACAAAGAUUCUACCAGCAGUGAAUUACACAAGGGAGAAACUGAUGUACUAUGUCAAAGUAACACAGUCCAGUCAAGUUCAGUAAGUGUUAAAAAUAGGACUAUCAAAAGAAAAAAUCCAGAAAUGGACCAUCAGCUGAACUCAAAACUGAAUGAAGACUCCACAGAAGAAAAGAGCAGUAAAGAAAUACUGAAUGUGGGUCAAGCCAAUCACAUUAGGAAACAUCCCAUGGAGGGUCAAACAAGAGAAAAAGAGAGAUCACGGCGAUCUUAUUCACCAAAUGUUAGUUGUGAGGAAUGUGAGAUUAAAGAAAGAUCUGUAGUUAAACCAAAAGAACGAACAUCGACAAUACCAGAGAUAUCAGCAAUCGCAGACUAUGCUAGAUUAAAAGUAAUUGUUUCAGAAGACCAUGCUAACACAGUUCAGGACUUUGCACCCAACAGAAAGGAAGGAUUCUUUCCUCUUAUCCAGACUCGUCAUAGUAGACGCCCAGUAUCCACAACAGACUCAAAAGACGUGUUUGAAAAGGACAACAGUUUUCCAAAUAAGAUAGAAGUCAAUGCCAAGGUCAACAAAGAGCCCAAAGUAUUGGUCUUUCCCAUUACAGAGAAAGAACACCAAAGAACAGGGAUGUUUAAAUUGGGAGACAAAGAAAGACAAGACAAACUACCAAUGGUCAAAUCCAAUGAAAAGCAUGUCAUAAAGUCAACAACAGCUCAGACAGAGCAUGUGGAUGAACCUGGCAUGCAAAUAUCAAGUCAAAGAGGCCAAAGUAUUCCUCAAGCAACAAGAAACACUGAUGAUGGACUGACAUAUUUCGAUAAAAGUUCUGCAAGUGAAACAACUGUAGAUGAGGAAGAGAAUAAAAGUGCUACAAAGAGAGAAACCAUGGCUAUUGAAAUCCAAGAGAAACGAGAAAAAAAUACGCAGGCAGGGAAAAUGAGAGAGGAAGAAACAAAAAUAAAACUUACUCAGGAAGAGAGAGCUGCUCAGUUGAGAGCAAGACAAUGCGAUGAAGGAGGGAGAAGGAAAGAAGAUGAAGAGAAAAGUAGAAUGAAUAUUGAAGAAACAAAAACAAAACUGAAAGGACAUCAAGAGCAGAUAAAAGACAAUGAUAAGGAAGAGCAACACAGCAGAGCUGCAAAGGAGGCGCAGGAAACAAAAGCUGUACAAAAAGAACAGCAACAAAGAACUGCACAAGAACAGCAGAGGAAAGCUGUAAAAGAGGAACAGCAAAGAAGAGCUGCUCAAGAGGAACAGCAACAGAGAGCCAUACAAGAGGAACAGCAGAGGAGAGCUGCAAAGGAACAGCAGAGGAGAGCUUUACAAGAGGAACAGCAAAGAAUAGCUGUACAAGAGGAACAGCAAAGGAGAGCCAUAAAGGAGGAACAGCAGAGGAAAGCUGCAAAGGAACAGCAGAGGCGAGCUUUACAAGAGGAACAGCAAAGAAGAGCUGUACAAGAGGAACAGCAAAGGAGAGCCAUACAAGAGGAACAGCAGAGGAAAGCUGCAAAGGAACAGCAGAGAAAAGCUUUACAAGAUGAACAUCAAAGAAGAGCUGUACAAGAAGAACAGCAUGAGAGAGCUGCAAGAGAGGAACAGCAACCAACAGCUAUACAAGAGGAACAGCAAAGGAGAGCCAUAAAAGAGGAACAGCAGAGGAAAGCUGCAAAUGAACAGCAGAGGCGAGCUUUACAAGAGGAACAGCAAAGAAGAAUUGUACAAGAGGAACAGCAAAGGAAAGCUGCAAAAGAACAGCAGAGAAGAGCUUUACAAGACGAACAUCAAAGAAGAGCUGUACAAGAAGAACAGCAUGAGAGAGCUGCAAGAGAGGAACAGCAAACAACAGCUAUACAAGAGAAACACCAAAGAAGAGCUGUACAAGAGGAACAGGAAAGAAAAGCUGCAAAAGAGGAACAGCAAACAGCUGCAAAAGAAGAACAGAAAAGAAGAGCUGUACAAGAGGAACAACAAAGAAAAGCUGCACAAGAGGAACGGCAAAGAAGAGCUGCUCAAGAGGAACAGCAAAGAAAAGCUGCACAAGAGGAACAGCAAAGAAGAGCUGCUCAAGAGGAACAGCAGAAGAGAGCUGCACAAGAGGAACAGCAAAGAAAAGCUGCACAAGAGGAACAGCAAAGAAAAGCUGCACAAGAGAAACAUCAAAGAAGAGCUGCUCAAGAGGAACAGCAGAAGAGAGCUGCACAAGAGGAACAGCAAAGAAGAGCUGCACAAGAGGAACAGCAAAGAAAAGCUGUACAAGAGGAACAGCAAAGAAAAGCUGCACAAGAGGAACAGCAAAGAAGAGCUGCUCAAGAGGAGCAGCAGAGGAGAGCUUUACAAGAAGAACAGCAGAGAAAAGCUGCACAAGAUGAUAAAGUGCAAGUUAGGCAAAUCGAGGAGAAGAUAUUUGUUGAUAUUGAAGAGCAAAAUAAAUUAAAACAGAGAGAGUGGGAAGAGAAAGCUGAAAAAGAGAACACAGUUUUACAACAAAGAAAAGACACAGGCCCUGAGAUGGAGGAAGAGAAAAGGGCGUCACAGAGGAUAGAUGCUCUCCAAUACUACGCAAUAACCUCAACAGAAGCAGAACAGAAACCCAGAGAAAAGCAACAAAGAAACAACCUCUCAGGAUUUGAGGUACCUGAGGAUCCAGGAUCCCACAGCAGGCUUCACAGGCCACAAGCCCCUGCAUCUCCAGCAUCCUCUCUACCUCGUUCCAACACAUCUUCUCCUGCUCUGGGAGCCAAGCCCUCAAUGUUCAGGGUGAAAGACAACACUAGCAGAGGCUCCUCCUUGACCAAAUCAGUUAAACCACGCUUUCAUAAGAGUUUUGGAGAAGAUUUCCGUGUGGGUUCACCUAUGGAAAGAGGAGAGGAGGAGCAGGAGAUUAGCAGACGCAGUGCUAUGACCCCAUCUUCAUCAAAAGAUUACUCAGCCCCUCUUUCACACCACCGGCCCUACUCUAGGAGGAGUCUGGCUUUGGAUGAAGAUGACUCUCGCUCUGUCAUCAGCAACAUGUCAGAGGGUGCAGAGAGUUUUGCCUCCUGUGCAACCGACAUGACAAAUAUACGAGGCCUGCAUGACUACGAGAGGCCAGAAUCAGCCUGUAGCUUUAGCAGUGACGUGAGCCGUUCCUUGGGUAAGCCCCCCACUGUUCCCCCAAAGAGCGAGAAAGCUUUGCAGAGAGCAAAGAGGUUAACUUCUCGGAGGAUAAAAAAGGAGUUGACCAAAGCUGCAAAUCUAACGUGUGGAGUUGACAAACCUCCUGAAGAAGUGUCCUCCUCCACUGAGGCUUCCAGCCCUCAUGCUGUGGCUUCAGCUCAUUUUUCCCCACCCGUCUCCAUAGCUCAUGCUCCAACACUGGGAUCUAGUGUGCCUUCCUCCCUCUCUGCCCAUGGGUCCCCUCAUACUACUGGUCCUAUCGCCCUCCCAGCUGCCUUGCCUCAUGCUACUGCCCCUGUGUCCCUCACUGCUACCCCUAAAACAGUUGCUCAUGUUGCCUCCUCUCCCACUCUCCAUCAUGCCAACCAACCAGCUCCAGUUACAAAGUACCAUGUAGAGCCAAACUAUGCCCAGCCCUACCCACUAACCCAGCGUAAGGUACUGCAAGACCUCGGCUCGGGCCAGUAUUAUGUAGUAGAUGUGCCCGUUCAAGUAAAAACAAAGACGUUCUUUGACCCAGAAACAGGAAACUAUGUUCAGCUGAAUGUACGUGAGUCCUCCCAGAGUUCUUCUCGACCACGACCCCAGCAAACAUAUCCACAACCUCAUGUCCUCCCUCAAGUGGAGCUGAACCCACAACAACCCGUCUCCCAAGCCUCUCCUGCAGGCAAGCCUCUUCUACUUUAUCAAGGCUAUCAUGGUUACCCCCCAAACUGCCAACCUAUCAGCUCCAUGCCUCCCCACAGGUCUGUGAAUCUACAUCAGGACCAGCAGCCUGCCAGGGAGAGCCACAGCUGUGCAUGUCCUGCCCCCGAAGUGAUACAGACCUCUGAGGGGCAUCGCUAUAGCCCAGAGAAGACGCCAUACAUGGACACAGCUAGCGACAGAGAAAAAUCACAUAACGCCGUUAACGCCACAGCAGGCUCCUAUGAGUCUUUCCCAGGGUGUGACACAAACAGCCAACUUGCAGGAAGCUCAGUGUGUGUUAACACCAACUCAGGCCGCUCACUAUAUCAACCCUGUGAUAUAAUCACUAUGAGUGAACUGGAGGACUUCAUGGAUGUGUCUGACUGGUGAGGACUCACUGAAUAAAAUAUUUGAAAAUCAUAUUUAUUGAAACUAAGAUGCCUAAAAGCAUACAUGUAUCUGCAGUCCUGAAUAUGUAAUUGGUUUGUGACAUGCUGUAAUAAUGCUGCUCUCCACAUUUGUGUGCUUAAGUUUACCAUUCCAUUUGACGUUUGAAUGUGAGAAGCUAAGAUGUGUCUCUGUAUACGUUACGAUCUGUGUACUAUUAACUACUAAGGGAUUUUAUGUGCUGUAAAAACCGCAGUAUGCCAAUAUAAUAGUAGCUUGUUGGAUUCUGCUACGAACACUGGAUUUCUUCUUCCUUACUAUGACAUUUUAUGAUGCAUGAAAUUCUGUUCAACCCACAACACCAAUCAGAGAUAUGCAGAUGGUGUAAGGCCUAGAUAGUGUAUUUAACCACUGUAUCAUAGUAACAAAUGUUGAGGUGUUGCUUUUCUUAAGCUUUAUUUUAAUACAUUAGUUCAUUUUCAAAGUUGGAAGUUUGAGGAUGUUUCUAUGUUGCUGUGAUGAGAGGAUGUGACAAUGACUUACAGUAUUUAAGCGAUAACAGCACACUUCAAUGAACGGCAAAGGUUAUAAAUAAAGUAAAGGAAACAUAAAAGAUUAUUACUACAUGAUGAUUUCAUUUUUACUACCCAAUAGACAGUUAUCAGCAUAAACUGGUUAUGUUACUGAAGCUGAAGAGUAUUUUUAUUCACUACAAGAAAACACAAUAAUGAGUCCUGAGAGAGCGCAUAAACACAAAAAGAGAAAAUAACAUUUUGCUGUUGACCUUUGUGUUGAUGUAUGUAUUUAUGUUAAUAACACUGAAUCUGGGAAAUACACUGAUGGGCUUAACAACAUAAAAUCUAUUUUCUGUGAUGUUC
This is a messenger RNA of Betta splendens (Siamese fighting fish), 12097 nucleotides long. RefSeq lists its product as uncharacterized. Gene Ontology annotation, cellular component: Z disc. Lineage: Eukaryota; Metazoa; Chordata; Actinopteri; Anabantiformes; Osphronemidae. Gene Ontology annotation, biological process: positive regulation of calcineurin-NFAT signaling cascade. The record is from RefSeq and is a predicted model, not a curated record. The transcript is spliced from 2 exons. The coding region runs from base 963 to 11222 and encodes 3419 amino acids.